AAGAGGCGGGUUUACUGAAUGGGGCAGUCCUUAUCCGAAAUGUUAAUUCAAAACCAACUGAAUUGAGAGCUUCUCAGUGUCUGUCCACCAGCAGUUUACAUAAAGGUUCCCAUCUGUGAAAUUGUUCGUAGCUGUUGAGAACAGAAAAAUGGCCCCAAUAUCCAUUAAACGCAUUUUAAUCAGUGAAAGUGUUGAUCCUUGUUGUAAGAAGAUCCUGCAAGAAAAUGGAAUCCAAGUUACGGAGAAGCAAAACAUGAGUAAGGAUGACUUGAUUGCAGAGAUCAAGGACUAUGAUGGCCUUGUCGUUAGAUCUGCAACAAAGGUGACAGCUGAUGUCAUCAAUGCUACUGGAAACCUCCAAAUCAUUGGAAGAGCUGGGACGGGCGUUGACAACGUGGAUGUAGAUGCUGCCACUAAAAAGGGCAUCAUUGUCAUGAACACACCAAGUGGCAACACCAUCAGUGCUGCAGAGCUAACAUGUACCCUUUUGAUGAGCCUCUCAAGACAUGUGCCACAAGCAGCUAUGUCCAUGAAGGCAGGGAACUGGGAUCGUAAAAAGUUCAUGGGUGCAGAGAUGUAUGGCAAAAUACUUGGAAUAGUUGGACUUGGAAGAAUUGGAAAGGAAGUUGCCACCAGAAUGCAGUCCUUUGGCAUGAAGACCAUCGGCUAUGAUCCAAUCACUCCUCCUGAGGUGACUGCUACCUGGGGGGUGGAUCAGAUGUCCCUGGAACAGCUGUGGCCCCAGUGUGAUUACAUCACCGUCCACACGCCCCUCAUGCCUUCUACAGCUGGACUACUGAACGACACCUCAUUUGCUAAGUGCAAGAAAGGUGUCAAGGUCGUGAACUGUGCACGCGGGGGCAUCAUCGAUGAGGAUGCUCUCCUCAGAGCUUUGGAGUCUGGACAGUGUGGAGGGGCUGGCCUCGAUGUUUUUGUUGAGGAACCCCCAAAGAACCGUGCCCUGGUGAACCAUCCCAAUGUGAUUAGCUGUCCUCAUUUGGGUGCCAGUACAAAAGAGGCCCAGGCACGCUGUGGACAGGACAUCGCUCUGCAGAUUGUGGACAUGGUGAUGGGCAAGGGCUUGGUUGGAGCAGUGAAUGCCCAGGUUUUGGCAAGCACAUUCUCCCCUGGGUCUCACCAGUGGAUCAAACUUGGAGAGGCCUUAGGAGUUGUGCUGAAAUCAUGCACCACCUCUAAACAGCCCUUCAGCCAAGUCCAAAUCACAACUCAAGGAGACUGCUUGAACGGUUCCUCUGGUUACAUGACUUCAGCAGUGAUGGUUGGAUUACUUACUGAUGUUUCCAAGAGUUGCCCCAACCUGGUCAAUUCACUGACCCUGGCCAAGGAAUCUGGAAUCAAGGUAACCAGAAAUCACAGUGAGGGUCUGACUCAAGGUGCAUGUGAGGUUGAGAUCUCUGUCAACGGCUCCAGCUACAGAGCUACUGGUUCAGUCCAGGGAGGUGCACCAGUCUUGUUGGAGCUGAACCACAGCGUGUUCCGACAGCCUGUCUCUCUCACUGGCAACCUGCUGUUCUUAAAGGCCGCGGCUUCUCCUCAGCUCCUGCCCUCUGUAACCGGUUUGCUGGCCACGGCAGGGGUGGAAAUGGAGUCAUUCAGUGCCCCGGCAGCUCGUAGUGGAGAUCAGUGGUAUUGUGUGGGGUUAUCCUCUCUCUUGGGGGACCUUGGUGCUUUAAAACCUUUAGUGAAAGAAGCAGCACAGCUCUCUGUGUAAAUGGCAGUGAGAUCAUUGUUACAAUGCUGAGGGACCAGUAGAGCAUUCCAAUGUCUAACAUUUUAAUUAAUCAAAAUGGUUUCUUGGCGUUUUAACAUUGCAAUACUUGGUUUACAACACAAAUGCGUAUAAGUUACUAAAAAUGCACCUCUGUCAUUUCUAUUGUAGAGAUGCUGGCUAUAUGUAAUAAAUAAUCAAAUUGUUACAUUA
Messenger RNA from Oncorhynchus keta (chum salmon), 1942 nucleotides. RefSeq names its product D-3-phosphoglycerate dehydrogenase-like. The coding region runs from base 149 to 1732 and encodes 527 amino acids. The transcript has 12 exons. Gene Ontology annotation, biological process: L-serine biosynthetic process. The record is from RefSeq and is a predicted model, not a curated record. NCBI's taxonomy places the organism in Eukaryota, Metazoa, Chordata, Actinopteri, Salmoniformes, Salmonidae. Gene Ontology annotation, molecular function: NAD binding; phosphoglycerate dehydrogenase activity.